Molecule: messenger RNA, 600 nt
Organism: Bufo bufo (common toad)
Lineage: Eukaryota; Metazoa; Chordata; Amphibia; Anura; Bufonidae
Product: integumentary mucin C.1-like
Exons: 4
Coding region: 1-600 (199 amino acids)
Source: RefSeq, a predicted model, not a curated record
AUGUUCUUAUUUUAUCUUGCAGAGCCAACUACUACACCAACAACUAUUUCAAUUACAACCCUAUCAACCACAACAAAUUCCACUACCCCAACUACCGUCUCUAUUCCUCCUAGCACAACACCUAUCCCUCACACUUCAACAAGCACAAUAACAACUAUUACCCCCACUACUACCAAAACCACAACAUCUACAGCAACCUUUACUCCCACCACAAUGUCUACCUCUACGCCUUCUAACAUAACUACAUCAUCCACUAGGUCACCCCCAACUGCUCAUGAUCUUCCUACAACAACUGAAUCUCCAUCUAAAUGCAGCGCUCAUGAAUACAAGCAUAAUAUUACCAAGGAUAACUGUUCCGGUGAAGUGCCACUGACCAAAUGUCAGGGACUCUGUGAAUCUGAAUCAUGGUAUGACGAUACCUUCGAAUGGGUUGAAGGCAAGUGCAGUUGCUGUAUGCCAGUGAGAAGUUCCAUCGUUGUAAAGCCUGUAGAGCUUUACUGUCCUCAAACAAAGACUCACAAAAUAGUCAAUAUCAAAAUCUUCAAAGAAUGUGUCUGUAACUUCCAGCCCUGUAUCGGCCCAGAUGAGCAGAAGGCCUGA